Messenger RNA from Frankliniella occidentalis (western flower thrips), 829 nucleotides. Its product is annotated as putative nuclease HARBI1. Bases 1 to 660 code for a protein of 219 amino acids. The transcript has 3 exons. The record is from RefSeq and is a predicted model, not a curated record. Lineage: Eukaryota; Metazoa; Arthropoda; Insecta; Thysanoptera; Thripidae.
AUGCCUAGGGUGCUGGGUUUCAUUGAUGGCUCAUUGAUGAGGCUCUCCUAUCUCCCUCGUGAUGCAGAGAGGCAGUCAUUCUAUUGUAGGAAAGGAUUUCUUGCCCUAAACACCCAGCUAAUUUGUGAUGGAGACCUCAACAUUCUCAAUGUAGACGCAAGGUGGCCUGGUUCUUUAACGGAUAACUUAAUUUGGCAGUAUGUUUGUAAAUCCCCUUUUCUGUCUAUAGGUGAUAAUGGAUACUUUACUGCCCCCUGGCUCCACGUCCCCAUUUUACAUGCUGAACCAGGAACCCCUGAGUAUUACUACACAUUAUUCCACUGCCACUGCCGCAAUGUGGUAGAGAGAUGCAUUGGAGUUUUAAAAAGUCGGUGGAGGUUGCUAAGUAUUGACCGAUCCAUCAACUACAAAAAUGCAACCUAUGCAGGAAAAAUUUUCAAUGCCUGCUGUGUAUUGCAUAACUUUUGUAAUGCUAGAAGGGUUCCCGUACCACCCCCUUUGUUGGAGAAUAACAAUGACGAUGAUAAUGUUGAUAUUGAGCCACUGCCUGACCUUCCAUUGGAUGUUGAACAAAGAGGUAUUGCAGAGAUGCAGUAUCUGAUUAACUUUGCCAACCAAAGGCUUAAUAAUGAUCGUAAUAACAUUGUGCAUGCGUUGUAGAGAUUUAACCACCUAUCUUUAGUAUGAAAAUCUUGCACCUUUCUGAAGUAAGUAAUAGAACUCCAUGUCCAUAUUGCAUGCAGAAGUAUUUUUGUACAGACUGUAAAAUUAGAUGUAAGUGUUUUUGGUUCUUUUCCUCUGUUUUAUAUGUAGAUGCUAGGAAAUCCAG